AUUUAAUAUGUUUGUUGGGGGGCUGGGUUCGGUUGAGUAAGUCACCUCCCAGCCAGAUUUGUUCUGGGAAUUUCAAUUUUAAAUUGUGAUUGAAGGAGUUGAAGCAAAUUUUUACCGUACAGCAAACUUUGUUUAAUUCAAAAUUUUAGUGUAAACUGUGACAAUGACGACUGAAACAGGUUCGGAGACUGAAGUAAAGAAGCACCUGGAGCAGACCAAGGAAGAGCCUGCAGCUCCAGAGCAGCAGACACAGGUGCAGGACGAACCGGCACUGCAGCAACAGGUGUACCCGAAAGAAUACACAGGGGCUGAGAAAACAGAGGAGCAGACAAAUAACAAGGAGACGCUGCAGUCUGCCACUGCAGAACAGCCUUCAGGCGAAGAACAUACAGACACUCCCCCGUCACCAAAGCCAGCUAGCCCCAGUGUACAGACCAGCCCCGGGUUGAUCAAGAAGGAGAAAGAGCAGGCUGCAGGGAAGGGCAUCUCUAGGUUCCUUCCCCCAUGGCUUAAGAAACAGAAAUCUCAGAGCCAAGUCGAGCCCAAGGAGAGUCUAGGGAGUGAGGACAGGGUGAAGGAGGAGGGUGACGUUCAGGAGAAAUCUGAGGAGGAGGGGGGGGAAAAGGCGUCGGGAAGAGAGGACGGAGUAGACAAACCAGCUGAGGAUCAACGCUCUCUGCCGCAGGACAGUAAGGCAGAUGAAAAGGAGGAGAAGCAUUCAGUAAGCAGCGCAAAGACACAGCCUGCAAAAGAGGAAACCAGAAAAGACACUUUGGAAAAGGACGUAGACUUGGAGGAGGAGGAGGACAAGAACGGAGCUGGGGAGGCGAUUCAGAAGAAGAUUGAGGAAGAGAAAGUUCAGAAACCUGAAUUGAAGGCUGAGAAGCCACACAAGAAGAUGAAGACUGUGGUGUGCAAGGUCAUGAUGCUGGAAGGCACAGAGUUCCCCUGUGAGGUCGAGAAACGUGCAAAAGGCCAAGUGCUAUUUAACAAAGUAUGUGAGAAUCUCAAUCUGUUGGAGAAGGACUAUUUUGGUCUGACAUACAGAAAUAACACUGACCAAAAGAACUGGCUUGACCCAGCAAAGGAAAUCAAGCGCCAGAUUCGAAGUUCUCCUUGGCAGUUUGCCUUCAGUGUAAAAUUCUAUCCGCCGGAUCCCUCGCAGUUAACUGAAGACAUAACUAGAUAUUACCUGUGCCUUCAGCUUCGUCAGGAUAUUGCUUCGGGCCGCCUCCCCUGCUCGUUCGUGACUCACGCUCUGCUCGGUUCCUAUUCCCUGCAAGCUGAGCUGGGAGACUACGAUCCUGAAGAGCACAGAGUGGACUACAUUAGCGAUUUCCAGUUUGCACCAACGCAGACCAAGGAGCUGGAAGAGAAAGUGAUAGAACUGCACAAAACACACAGGGGAUUAACUCCAGCUCAGGCUGAUGCUCAGUUUUUAGAAAAUGCUAAGAAACUUUCCAUGUAUGGAGUGGAUCUGCAUCAUGCCAAGGAUUCGGAAGGAGUGGAUAUCAUGUUGGGUAUAUGUGCCAAUGGACUGCUGAUCUACAAAGACAAACUCAGAAUAAAUCGUUUUGCUUGGCCAAAGAUUCUCAAGAUUUCCUACAAACGCAGUAACUUCUACAUCAAAGUCAGACCAGGGGAGACGGAGCAGUUUGAGAGCACCAUUGGAUUUAAGCUGCCAAACCACCGGGCUGCCAAGAGGUUGUGGAAGGUUUGUGUGGAGCACCACACUUUCUUUAGGUUGGUGUCACCCGACCAGCCCCCGAAAGCCAAGUUUCUGACUCUGGGCUCCAAGUUCCGCUACAGUGGUCGAACACAAGCUCAGACAAGACAGGCCAGCACUCUCAUUGACAGACCAGCUCCAUAUUUUAAACGCACUUCCAGUAAUCGAGUGUCCAGGAGUCUUGAUGGAGCUCCUGUAGCCAGUGUUACUGAUCACAGCCUGGUGGAUUCUUUUGUUGCUGAAAUCAAUGGGAAGGGUGACGCAGCAGAUAAGGAUAAUGCAGAAGAACCUGGAAAGCCCUUCAGAACUCAAAUGGAACUCUCCCAGGAAUCCAAGUGUCUGUUCAUGUACCCCUUGUCACCCACUUGCUCCAUGUCAUCUAUUUCCCUAAACCUGGAAACCAUCCAUGAGUUGGAUAUUCUGACAGACAUUUCAGAGGAUGACCCACAGUCAUUGGCUGAACUUGACCAAGAAUGCCCAGUUGCUAAUUGUAAAUCCAGUUCCCAAGAGAAUACAGAGGACAUUACCUCAUUAGAGCUUGAUAAUGAUGUCAAAUGUUCUUCACUGAACCAUCUCAGUCCUUACUAUGCUAUUCCAGCCACAAAGCAAUGCCAUUACUCUCCAGAAGGGGGCAUUGACUCUGUAGAAAUGAAAUCCCAAUUUCACCACUUUAGUUUCUAUAAAUAUCUCAAGUUCCCCACCUUGCUGGAUGAAGACGGCUAUAUCUGUUUUCCCAGCCUGCCAGAGGACUGUGCCUCCUUCUUGCCCCACAACCUCCAGCGUUACAUCCCCAUCACCUCCCCUUCUUUCAUCCCCUCCUUCUUUCUCAUAUUUGCGCUGCUUCUCUCAGCUUUUCAGUCGGUCCCCUUCUCCCUCACCCUGUCCCUUCCUCUCGCUCUGUCCCUUUGCUACCUGGAGCCUAAGGUGACAUUGAUCACCUCUUGUGACUAUGACUCGAUUGACAAGGCAGAGCCAGAGGAGGUGGAGGAAAAGCAAAGCGAUAGCACAGCAGCGGCAGCCACUGAGGCGGAAACCAGCGAGAGCAAGUCAUUGAGAAUAGAGGGGGAAAAUAUAUAUGUCAGACAUAGCAAUUUAAUGUUGGAGGACCUGGAUAAGACCCAGGAGGAGGUUUUGAAACAUCAUGCUAGUAUUUGCGAAUUAAAACGCAGUUUUAUGGAAUCAACACCCGAGCCACGCCCCAGUCAGUGGGAAAAGCGUCUUACCACAACUUUGCCUCCAAUGACACUAGGGAGCUUAGAAGAGGAGAUAACCAUUUUAUUAAGUAAAGAAAGCUUUUCUACUUGUUUGACUGGCUCCUUCACCACUACUGCAAAGCGAGCAGCAGAGGGCGCUGGUGCUAAAACUCCAGCUGAAUCUCUUUCUAUGUCCCCUUCGACAUGGUCCACUGAGAAAACCCAGACCAGAACAGAUGGACCUCAACCAGAUGCCAGAAACAUCACUGAGACCUCGGAUGAAAAACAAAAAUCAAAGAUGGGGGAGGAGGUAGAGGUUGUGAUAGAAGAAACUGUAAUUGAAGAGAUCAGGAGAACGCCCAAACUUAAAAACAGCCCAGACACUACCAAAAACCCUGCAGCAGCCGUUCCAUCAGGAGAGGGUGAGAAGGAGAAAGCGCUGGAGGAACAGGAUAGUAAGGCGAGCACGUCUUCCGACAGCCAUAGUGAGAGCGAGGAUGAAGCAGAGUACCACCCCCAGCUGGUGAAGGUGGCUGUGGACCAGAUAAGGGAAGAACCAGAAGAGAAUGAUGAAGAACUGGGGAAGGAAUCCCAGCUGCCCACAGAACAUCCAGCUGAAGAAAUUUUGUUGCCUCCACCUCCUGAGGUUCAGGGAGUUGCAGAUGAAGAAAAGCAGGAAUGCAAGGGCCACGGAGAAGAUGAAGCUCCGAGCUCCCCAGCUGAGAAUAAGACGGAACAAGAAGCAGAAAAGACUGAGGAGCCAAAAGUAAAUGGGGAAGAGUCUCGCAGUGUUUCCGAAGUUAUCCCCCAGGUGAUUUGUUGCUCUGAGCCUCCAGUGGUGAAGACAGAGAUAGUGACCAUCUCUGAUACCUUUGCUGCCCAGAAAAAAGACAUCUCAACAACAGAGGUUCCCAUCGUGCACACUGAGACUAAAACUAUUACUUAUGAAGCUUCCCAGCUGGAUGGCAGCGAAGAUGGUGAGCCUGGCAUUCUUAUGUCUGCACAGACCAUCACCGCUGAAUCACUCUGUACUACAACAACUACACACAUUACCAAGUCCGUAAAAGGUGGUCUUUCUGAAACCAGGAUUGAGAAGCGCAUUGUCAUUACUGGAGAUGCAGAUAUUGACCACGAUCAGGCCUUGGCCCAAGCAAUUAAGGAAGCCAAAGAGCAGCACCCUGACAUGUCAGUGACCAGGGUGGUGGUACAUAAAGAAACUGAGCUCGCUGAGGAUGGGGAGGAUUGACUGGAAGAACUGAAAAUAGUACCCCAAGGAAGUUGUCCCUCAGUUUGAGAUUAUUCUAGGCAUCUUGAAAGUGGAGCAACUGUCAGCUAAUGUACCCUGAAGAAUUUCCGAAGAUGGCGAGAUAAACUCAAUAUUCUGUCUGUGCUUUGCACAGUUCCUAUUUUUACUCCUGUUUAUAAGAAAACCACUUAACAUUCCUAGCUUUUUUGUUUCAUUUUAUAAUUAGUGCUGUUGCAAAAUUUGUUUACCAUUUAUUAAAAACAAAUAGUUUACAAGUGAUCAUUUUUGAAUUAUUACAAGUAGCAGUCAUAUUUGAUACAUUUCUAUUAUGUACAGAAAGCUUAUCUUUAGAUUAAAUCGAUCAUCAGAAAAAAUGUAUAAUUUGAAAAUUGAUUGGAUUUAUCAUUUACUCUUUGUAUAAACUUGUAUCAAACAAAUGAAGAAUGGUAAAAUAAUCUAAUUGGGUACAUUUUAACGGGACCUGAUUUUGACGAUGCACUGUGUAAUGAACUACAUUGCACUACAGUGCCAAUACUCUCUUAUAUGCAGUCAAGCUAAACAUUCCUUAUUAGGGAGGUGUAUUUAUCUACCUCCUACUUAAAUGUUUCAAUUCUAGGCAGCUUUAAAUAAAAUUGCGUUUCCAUAACUUUCUGGCAUCGCUAAUCUGAAUGAUAUUUGUAGAAUACUUUUGCUAUCUUAAACGCUUUGUCUUAAUGUGUAUUCUGAUUUUGCUGUUACUUGGGGGCGUUUGCGCUUUUGAAUAUUUUGUGUUUUUUUGUUUGUUUGUUUGUUUGUUUAAAUUAAAACAAACAAAAAAAUAAUCAAUUUCACCAAUCUUUGAUCCUGUCCUCUAGAUAACAAAGGCAGCUUCCUUUUUGCUUAGCACUUUGAAAAAUUAAAUACCUUGCUGUAUCCCAAUGACUGUCAGUUUGUUUUGUGACCCCCUGUGUAUAGCAAAAAUAGCAGCUUGGAAGAAGUGCUCUGUUAAUUUUGUUUUUGUUUGUUUCUGUAACACUGUUAAAAUAAAAGUUUGUUUAUUCUC
Acipenser ruthenus (sterlet) is the source of this 5207-nucleotide messenger RNA. RefSeq names its product protein 4.1-like. Gene Ontology annotation, molecular function: actin binding; structural molecule activity. The record is from RefSeq and is a predicted model, not a curated record. Gene Ontology annotation, cellular component: plasma membrane; cytoskeleton. The transcript is spliced from 24 exons. NCBI's taxonomy places the organism in Eukaryota, Metazoa, Chordata, Actinopteri, Acipenseriformes, Acipenseridae. Gene Ontology annotation, biological process: cortical actin cytoskeleton organization. Bases 164 to 4165 code for a protein of 1333 amino acids.